UUCGCUCGUUCUUCUCCUCCUCCAGGAGUUAUUUUGCCAAGAGCAGCGUUUCACGUCUAUGUAACCUUCUGGCUGACACAGCUCUGCAGUGUUUUCUUAGCUUAUCUAAGGGCAAAUGUCAAAUUCAUGUCACUUCUGCUAUUUUUUUUUGUAUCUGUGAAGCCAGACGCUUUGUGAAAGAAGAAGAAAUCAUUGUAGAUUUUGUGUCUUGGAAGCAUGGAAUCAAUCUCUAUGAUGGGAAGUCCUAAGAACCUCAAUGAAACUUUUCUACCAAAUGUUGCCAAUGGCGUCAAGGAUGCCAGUAAGAUCAAAAUAGGCAUCAUUGGAAGUGGAGACUUUGCUAAGUCAUUGACAAUUAGGCUUAUCAGAUGUGGGUACCAUGUGGUCAUAGGAAGCAGAACUCCUAAACUUGCUGCCGAGUUCUUUCCCCAUGUGGUUGAUGUCACUCACCAUGAAGAUGCAGUAGCAAAAACAAACAUCAUUUUUGUAGCCAUACAUAGAGAACACUAUGCCUCUUUGUGGGACCUCAAGCAUUUGCUCGCUGGUAAAAUUCUCAUAGAUGUCAGCAAUAAUACAAGAGUAGACCAAUAUCCGGAUUCCAAUGCAGAGUAUUUGGCAUCACUUUUCCCAGAUUCCCUGAUUGUCAAAGGAUUCAAUGUUGUUUCAGCUUGGUCACUGCAGUUAGGACCAAAGGAUGCCAGCAGACAGGUGUAUAUAUGCAGUAACCAUGUUCAGGCUCGCCAUCAAGUUAUUGAGCUUGCCCGUCGGCUCAGUUUUAUUCCUAUAGAUUUGGGGGCAUUGUCAUCUUCAAGGGAGAUUGAAAACUUACCUCUGCAACUGUUCACACUGUGGAAGGGGCCUGUACUGAUUGCCAUUAGCCUGGCAACAUUUUUCUUCAUCUAUUCCUUCAUCAGAGAUGUAAUCCAUCCAUAUGUGAGAAAUCAGCAGAGUGACUUUUACAAGAUCCCCAUAGAGAUCGUGAACAAGACUCUACCAGUUGUUGCUAUCACUUUACUUUCUCUAGUGUAUUUAUCAGGACUUAUUGCAGCUGCUUAUCAGCUUUACUAUGGAACUAAGUAUAGGCGAUUUCCACCUUGGCUGGACAGCUGGCUCCAGUGUCGAAAGCAGCUUGGACUGCUCAGUUUCUUCUUUGCAACGGUGCAUGUGGCAUACAGCCUCUGCUUACCUAUGAGGAGAUCGGAGCGAUACUUGUUCCUCAAUAUGGCAUAUCAACAGGUUCAUGCAAAUGUUGAGAAUUCUUGGAAUGAGGAAGAGGUGUGGCGAAUUGAAAUGUAUAUCUCCUUUGGAAUAAUGAGUCUUGGAUUGCUUUCUUUGCUGGCAGUAACUUCCAUCCCUUCAGUAAACAGUGCCUUAAACUGGAGGGAGUUCAGUUUUAUUCAGUCUACACUUGGAUACAUUGCUCUGCUCAUAAGUAGUUUCCAUGUACUGAUUUACGGAUGGACCAGAGCUUUUGAAGAAGAAUAUUACAGAUUUUAUACACCACCAAAUUUUGUUCUUGCCCUUGUUCUGCCCUCUAUAGUAAUUCUAGAGAAUGAAAACAGCAGCUCCACAGAACAAGAAGAAUCUAGCAUCAAACUCUACCCUCAAUUACACCAGCCUAAGUCUAAAGAGUCCAUGUUUGUUGUUCUUAAUUUCUUUUCAAAAUUCAAAAAAUCUACAACAAUUUUAUUUUCAUUAUAGUAUCCAUAUUCCCUGAACUUACUCAUCAAGCUUAAGAUCAAGUGUGUCUUCUGGGUUUAUUGCAGCUUGAGACACAGUUGGACUUUCUUUCAUUUUAAGGAUAUUCAAAUCUGGAGAUGAGAAAUACAAUAUUUGCGUGACUCUUUCCAGAAUUAAAACUUUUUUUUAAUGUCUUUAAAUGGGAGGUCAGUAAAUUCUAUUCGACAAUGGAGGUUUCUGAAAACUUUUUUUCUAAAAAGAAAUCAACUAUAAUUUAUAUGUCAACAGAAAUUUGAGAUGUCGUUUUCAGUUCACAAAUUUUCAGUUUCAAAUAGCUGGAAAACUGUUUUUUCUCCUUUUUGAGCUACAGGGGGGAAACAAAUGGAAGGAGAAAAUUAAUUUUAUUUCACCAUUUUUUGAAAAGUAACAGCUGUCACUGGUCAGACUCAUGUCUUUGAGACUUUUUUCCAAUAGUUGAUGGGUGGCAGAUGCUUCCAAAAAGACAGCAUAUGUCCUCUGAUUCUUCUCCUGACUUAACUUCUUGGAAAUCAAUAAUUUAGGACUUUGAGACAGGUGCUGCCUCUGCACUACUGUAUUAACAGCUACUUCCUCCAAACAUUCAUCUAACAUUUUUAGAAAUUUGAAACUUUCCCAGUUUUUUACAGGAAAAGAAAAGAUGGAAAAGAAAAAAAAAGUUUAAUGAAUCUGUCAAAUUAGUAUAAAAAUAUUGUUUUUUCUUUUUUCCAAAACCAAAUCAGUUAGUUUCAAGACACUAAUUUUAUUGUCCCUCCUCUGCUAUGUAGUUACUUCAGUGAUACUUGUGGUGAUUCAUAAAUACAAUACUUUUAUCUAACAUUCUGGAGAUGGACAGGAGCCUAAAGUAAGACAAAUGAGAUUUUCCCAUAAAAAUGAAGAACAAGUGACAGCUACAACUUCUAACUUACUUUUCCAAUACAAAAAAAUGUGUAUUUUUUGAAAGGCUUGCAGAGUUAUAUGUAACUGGAUUUCCUUGCCUGUUUCCUAUUCCAUUAUUGCAGAGUGUAAUCACACAAAGCUUCAGCAUUUUAAAAUUAAUUUUGAAAUAAAAUCAAUUAAAAAAACUUAGAAUACCUAAACUCUUGAAGAAUUUUAAUAGGAUAAAUACCAUGCUACAUUCCACACCAGACCUGUGCAUGAAACUGCAAUAUGAUGGUAUAACUAAGGUCAGAAUUCCAUACCUCUGAACAAAUUUAGGGCAGAAAUCAUUACUGUUAACAAUCUAAUUACAUUUCAAAAUUAAAUAUGCUAUUAUUUUAUAGUAGCUCUACACUUCUAUAGAAUAGGUAAUUAACAUUCAUGUUCCCUUCAAUUAUCUGAUUCACUAUGGCAAAUAAUAGCGCAAUAGCAGUAAUGUUGCAGAAUUAAGAUACUGUGCUAAUUGAAAAUUACUAUCAAAGUCCAUCUGUAUUGCACUGCAAAGUAACCAUUGACAGUAUAUAUAGAAAUGUAUUGGCCUUCUUUCCUAUGCAAAAAGUUAUUAUUUCAUCAUUAAAUUUCUUCAAGAAUCUUUAAACUGUUAAAUUUUGAACUGCCAAAGGUGACUGGAGAGAAUAAUGAUGUGUUGUUCCUUUUUUUAGCACUGUGUGUGUGUAGAAAAUUUAAAAAGUGUUUUGAAUUUGUAAGUUACUUGAAAGGUUGAAAUAUUAAAGUAUUAUUAAAUAGAUUAUAUUUUUAGAUCAAAUAUAUGAAAACAUUUUUGUUAAAUAUUUGUGCUACAAAAUGACAUAAGGUUUCAUAAUGGUUUCCCAUUAGGUCGUGUAUUUACUUCUAACUGGAACAACAAGUUGACUUGCGAUUUAAUAUUUUCUAGUGUUCUUUAAGGACCAAUUCACUCUAAUAUGACACUGUUAAGACUGAAAGUAAAAUGACGCUUUUGUAUUUACUACACAUUAGGUACCAUAUCAUGCCUAUGCUGAGUCACAUAAGGAAUCUUUAUUCAUGUGAUUCAAUGCGUUGAGUUCUAUAGAGCAACUCACAUUAGGAGUUCUCAUUGGAAAAAGAUCUGAGGCUAAAAGUUUAGUUGUAAUUGCCUAAAUAUAAUCAACUACAUUCACUUAGCUGUCUUAGCUACUUAGAAGAAUAAAUACAUAUUUUGAGGAAUAGACUGCUAUAAAAAUAUUUUAUGUAGCUUUAUAUAAAUUUCUUACUGCCUAAUGAAAAAUGAAUAAUGAAAUAAACUUCCUUUCUCUUCAUUACUCUUCAAUAAAAAAAAGAUAGUGCUUAAUAUAUAAUACAGAACUGCACACAUCAUAUUAGAAAAUUGAGACCUCUAUUUAUUUAGCAACAGGUUAUUUGUUUUCUAUGGAUAUUAAGAUAUUCUUUCUUAACCUUGUCUAAAAUACAGUUCUAUUACAGGUUCCAUGUGUGUCUUUUCCCUUACAAUUCUAUUAACUGUGGCAACUCCGUACAAGUUAAUUAAGUACCCAUGUUCUUGAAUUAGUCAGAGAUUCAUUAUUUUGUGAUUGUUUAGCAAGUGGUGAUGCUUGUGGUGAUGGUUACUGUGAAUUUGUGCCACAUUUAACUUUUUGUUCCAGCACUGUUCAUUAUAUGAUGUACCAACCUAAGAAAGUAUAUUUGUAUUUUUAUUUGACAUUCAUUACCUAUAAAAUACUCUGUCUGUCUUCAUGUGUGUCUACAUGUUAUUAGCUAUAUAAGCUGCCCUACUAGCACUAUGGGAAAUUAUUAAUUAAUAGAAGGCAAUGAGUGUCCAAGGGGCUAUAAAUUUCCCAGAUAUUAAUAUAGUUAGGAAACAGCUUUUAUCAGAAUGUGAAGAUUUCCCCUGGAAGUUAGAUAUAUCAGGUGCAUAAAAAUUAGAUAAAAUGAGUUUUUCAAUAUAAUAUUUUCGUAUAUGCAGUGGUAGUAGAUGCAUCGGACUGUGUCUCCUCAUACACAAGUUUUUCAUUUCUUGGCUGUUCAUCCUGUAGUAUUUCUAUUAAUGUAAUGAGUAAUGUUGCAGAACUGAUACCAUGUCACUAUAUGAUAGUGCUUGAAUUAAUUGGAUUACAACCUUUAAAAUAAGUGAUACAUUGAACUGACUUGAACAAUGAUCUCUCUCAAUAUAUAUUAUUUCUCAUGCCUUGCUGUCAGUGUCUUGCAGUGAGCACAGUACAAAUCCAUGUGCAAUACUUUCUUUGCAGCGGUGUUUGUCAAUUCAUUUGUGCUAUCUUUCUGAACAGGGCUAUUAUAAAUUAUUAGUAAUGCUGAUCUAUUUUUCUAUAGACUGUGUUUUACACAAGAAUCAAUAAAAAGUUGAUGUUACUUGGCUUUUUCUUCUGUGUUUAUGCAUAAUAAAUUUCAGCUUGCUUUUCUUUGUAAUAUGUGUCCUCUGAUAAACAUUUUUCUGGAAAGGCAGAACUUGAAUGUGAGUUCAUUAAAAAAAAUUCUAAAGGGCAAUUUGUUCCUUUUGCAAAAGCUGAAUAAUAGAUAUUUCACACAGACACACUGGAAAGCUACAUCCCAUGCCCUGCUGUGAGGUAUUCUCAAUGUUUGCAGAACAAAGAGUGAACACUACAGUACUAUUAGCGUAUAUUCAGUCCACUUUCCAUUCCACAAAUAAAAGGUUUGGCAAAAGUGAGACUGCUAGGCAGAAGCAUGUUUGCCAGGUUGAGACACUCUUCCGGUUUGGCUGUGUGUGAGAGAAAACAUUACUGUUUAAAUGAGAAAAACAGGUGAAUCACUUUGCAAUCCUUCAUUUGGAAAUAUAUAACUUUUUUUCAAAGAGGCUUACACUAGUACAAGAGGAAAGCAGAAAAGAAUACAUGACAGGUGAAAUCCUGCUUAACUAGAGGUCAGCAGGAUGAACUGUUCUGAGUUCAGAGAAGUCAGUGAAGCUGGGAGGAUUUGCAUUGCUUUCAUAUUAAGUAACAUAGCCUUCUCAGAUUUCUAAAUGGAAUUUAGGUAUUUUUUAAACUGAAAAUAUUUAAUAUGUAUUUGUGCCAUGCCUGACAUAACAAUAGCAUUUUGGUUCUUGAAGUCUUUGUUUUCUUAGCUUGUUUAAAGUCUCACCCUGUUUCUCUGUAUCACUGAGAGUAGAUACUACACUAGCAGCUGGGACCCCGAACUUACCCCUUUGUCCAGCUGUACCUUGUACUGUACAAAAGUGCGAGUUCUGUCUACUGUAACUUCCUGCAUUUCCUUACAAUAAUAAAGAUCAAUAUGAAAGUCCCCCUCAAAUCCAUACCCCCUGACCUGAACACUGUAUUUUAAUAGAACAGGUGGGUAAAUAUAGAUGAUGGACACUCUGUUGACUUUACUUAAGAUUGAGUUUACUGCCAGCCACUUUGCAGGUCUUUUGUUUUUUCCUGUAGAUAUCAAACAUAGGAGGUCUGGCAGGAUAGUUCCAUACUUUACUGUUCCUUUGCCCCUCCUUCUUUUUCUCCUUCCUACUGACCAAAAAUAAAUAAAUAAGUAAAAGAAACAAGAAGGAAAACAAGAAAGAUUCUGAUUUCUGUACUAUAAAGACUGAGUGUCAUAUUUGAUAAAAAGUGCAGCUAGGUUUAAAAAAUGUCUACAGGUUCCAUACAGCCAAGGAAAGGACAUCACUUAGUCAGGGGCGAAAGACUCCCACCGCAACACAUGGGAAAGGUGUAUCCUGUACUGAAUAACAGUCCUUCAGGAGUUUGCAACCUGAUUUGUAAGACGACAGAUACAGAGUGGUCAAGGAAAUAAUUCACUCAGGAAAGUCAACAGGAGAUUAAUGGCAGACCUAGAUACAGAACCUUGAUCUUCUAAAGCACAGAUGUGUCCUACAUGUUUGACUACACAGUCCUGUAGUUUUAUGAAAUUCAAAUUUACUUCAAGAAUAGAGUUUGCUGUAACGUCUCUUCACACCAAAAGUGUUGAUCCUCAGUCAAAACAGAAAUCCUUUCUACAUCGUCUGCUUCUUAAAUAUAUUCCUUUGCAUUUGUAAGACUAGACAUUUAAUACUUGUGUAUUAAUACUCUCAGAAGUUAGGUACUGUAGCCUUGAUGACUCAAAUAGUAUUUGUUACCCACAGAAGAGGUACAUGUGGCAAAAAAAUACAAGAUAAGCCUGUUUGGGGAAGAAAACUGUUAAGUAAAUUCACAGUUGAUUAUAGGGUUUUGAGGAUGGAUGUUUGCUAUUUGCCAAGGGCAGCAGAAUCCCUGUAGUCAAACUUGCACAGUGCAGCUUUCAUCCCAAUUUUUAAAAGCUUCAUUUAUGAAGAAGGAGCACAGUGAGCAAAUGGAGCUUUGCAAUAUGAUCUUUGGAACAGUGAGCCAACAAAUGGCAUGUGACCUAAGCUUAUAAUUUACAGACUAAGUUCCCCAAUUUAGGUAUUUUCUCUAUACGUUCGUCAUUCAAAACACAAGCAACAGGACUUAAAACGACUUAAGCCACAGCAAAAUUAAUUUUAGUGCUUUUUUUUCAUAAGCUUAAAACCUUUGAAUACAUACAAUUUCAGUAAGCAUCUGGGCACCAAGCAAAAAAAUAUAUAUUUCAGUUUGUUUAGUACUAACUACUUGCAAACCUAUAAGCAUUGUCAUUACAAUUCAUCUUAAAUGCUUAAUAAA
This is a messenger RNA of Cuculus canorus (common cuckoo), 7250 nucleotides long. RefSeq names its product STEAP2 metalloreductase (gene STEAP2). Gene Ontology annotation, molecular function: ferric-chelate reductase (NADPH) activity; cupric reductase (NADH) activity. The transcript is spliced from 6 exons. The record is from RefSeq and is a predicted model, not a curated record. Bases 217 to 1701 code for a protein of 494 amino acids. Lineage: Eukaryota; Metazoa; Chordata; Aves; Cuculiformes; Cuculidae. Gene Ontology annotation, cellular component: endosome; plasma membrane. Gene Ontology annotation, biological process: copper ion import.